Hydra vulgaris (swiftwater hydra) is the source of this 4856-nucleotide messenger RNA. RefSeq lists its product as uncharacterized. Gene Ontology annotation, biological process: actin filament polymerization. The record is from RefSeq and is a predicted model, not a curated record. Gene Ontology annotation, cellular component: actin filament. NCBI's taxonomy places the organism in Eukaryota, Metazoa, Cnidaria, Hydrozoa, Anthoathecata, Hydridae.
UUAACAACGCCUGCCACUAACUUAGCAACACACCAGUUGGAUGCCAACGCUCACGCUUGAGUAGUUUGCAAACAAUUCUACGCAAAUUCUGGUAGGCUAGCAGUUUAACGCCACAAAGUUAUGCUCAAAGGUAGAAAAAUUUAAAAUAAGUAAUUUCGAAGCGGAAAUUAUGGAACUUACCAUCAUUUUCAUUCUAUGAGAUAUUUUUAUGUUAAAUACUGGCAAAUAUAGGGAGUUUGUUCCCGUUUUUAUAAAAGGCCGCAUUAGAUGACUCUCAAGUUAGUACAUUUAUUUGGUUUGGUACUUGUUUUUGUUUUCUUGCACCCGCUGCAUGGAAUAAAUGUUGAAGAGUUAGGAAACAAUUCAACUGCGGAAGUGAACUCAAAAGAAAAUGUGAAGUCAGUUUCAAGUGAUAAAGUUCACAAUGGAGGUCGAAAAGGACCAAUGAGUGGUAAUCAAAGUGGUCUACCUAUGCCUUUUGCAAUUCCGUUCCCUAUUAUUCCACACAAAGGUAAACCUCCAGCAACUAACCAAACAGAAAUAAACAAAUUAGGAAAAAAAAAAGAAAAGAAAAAGAAUAAGCAAAUCAAAAAUAAGAGAAUAAAGCAAAAGGUCAAAAACAAAAAUAAAGGUACUUCAACUGAAGCAGAAUCGCGAAAAAAAGUAAGUUUGGUAGGAGACAUAAAGAAACGUGAUACAGAAGAUACUGAAUAUAGUGAAAAACAACAUUUGACAGAUGAAGAAGAAGCUUUGAAACGUUCAUGGAUAUCUACCUCUGAUGGUAACGAUAUUCCCAAUACAGAAAGCGCUUACUUUGUUAAUAAUGACGAACUUAAAAAAGCCUGGCAGAAUAUUGGAAGUACCAAUAUACCGGGUGACGAAGGAGAGGAAUUAACAGAUGAGCAAAUGGAAAUGAUGCGUUCAUGGCUUUCAAUGGAAGAGGGUAUGAUACCGGACAAGGAAGGUGUUCAUUUAACUGGUAGGGAGGAGGAAGCAAAAAAAAAAUGGUUAACAGGAGAGGAUGCUAUCUCCGAUUAUCAUGCCGCUCAUUUAACAGACGAAGAAGAAAAAAUGAAACAAGAUUGGUUUUCUUUAGAUAAUGAAGGAAUUCCUGGAAGAGAAGGUGCCCAUUUUGACUCAGAAUUAAACUCUUUACUAGAUGAUACAGCUAAUGCAUUCUCCAUAAAAUUAGAAGAAGUAAAAAAAUCGGUCAAUCAAAACAAAAAUGCCGAUGAGACAACUUUAAUUGAUAAAAUUAAACAUAUUAGUAAAAGAGAAACUGAAGAAGAUGCUGAAAUUGACCUUAUGUUAGUAAAUGCUGAAGAAAUGGUUGACAGGAAAAUGUUUCCUCGAGAUGUUUCAUUCCAUGAAGAUGAAGAAAUAGCUCAUUUUAUGGGAACACGUGGUGUAAACGAUGAACAACCAGAUACUGUUGCAGAAGCUGAGUUGAAAUUAGAAAAUGCUAAUCGUGCUGCAGAUCAGUUGACUGCACUUGAAUUAAAACUUGGUAUUGACCCGGAACACUUAGUAAGCAACACUCAUCAACAUAUUGAUGAACUUCAAGAACAAAAAGCCAAAUUAGAUUCUGAUAUUCGUGAACAUAUUGAAAUGAGUAGUAACGCAGAAAGUGUUAGUAAAAAGUCAGAAAUAUCUCUAUCAGUAAAACAACAGCUUGAAAAAGAUCGUAGUAAAAUUGAUGAAAUAAAUACCGAACUUAAACAACUCAAAGACAUUGAACUAAUGGCAACAGGCUUAGAGGUAGCAAAAUAUUUAGCUAAAGAAAGAGCAAGACAUAACCUUGAAGUUGCUAAAGCUGCAGCAGCAAGGUCUGAAAUGCCGCCUAAACUAGUUGUACAAAAUACACCUCCUCAAGUCUCAUCUUUCUAUCAAAGACCACAGUUUUAUGGGCAGGUAGGACAACCAUUUCCACCUCAGCAACCUGUUUAUUCACAACCUAUAGGUGCCGUUCCAUUUAUUCCAAGUAUUAGUUUAUCAAGUUACAAUACUCGUCCAUUCCAGGAUAACCAUCAGAAAGGUGAGCAAAGACAUACAGAAAGUAGACCUGGAGCGCAACCCUCAUUGACGGAUUAUUUGUCUAAAUAUAUACAAACAAAGACUGCUGAAGAGAACGAGUUCCAUACACCAUCUGCUAAUUUUAAUUUUGCGCCGUCAUCUUCGCCUUCAUCUGUAAAAUACUUUAGUCAACAACAAUUACAAAACCCAAUAAAACAACAGUCGCAACAGCAACAACAGCAACAAGCGCAACAGCAACAACCACAACAACCACAAAAAUCACAACAACAAUCUCAAGUAUUAUUGCAAAGCAUUUCUAGCCCAAUUUCUCAAAUAAGUGCUUAUACAUACCAACCUGUUCAAAACUAUCUUGCUAGUGGCUUUGGUGCUAAUACAAUAAGAAAUCAGUUUCAAUAUCAAAAAUAUACUCCUGCUGUACUAGCGCCUGAGAUUCAUACUAACGCAGAAUCACGUGAUUCAUCAACACAGCCCAACGAUUUGGUAGGAAAUGAUCAUAUUGAUGUACAAAAAGAAAACAAAUCUCAAAACAAUCACAAUCACGACGAUGAUUGGGGCGCUAUGUGGUUUCCUGGUACAACUUAUUCUCCACCACCUACAUGGCUUCAGAACCAAAAUUUAAGAGGAGUAGAUCAGCGUUUGCCAAAUGGAGUACCACUUCAACAAAUUCAUUCUAUUCCAAAUGGAUGGCAGAAUUCUCUUUCACAUCCUCCUAUACCUUUUGUAAGACAUGAUUAUCCCAUAUAUGCUUCUGCACAAAGACCCUUUGAAGAACAUAAUCGUGUACAGCCGUUCUUUGCUACUUCUGAUCUUAAAAAUUAUGAAAAUAAAAUAAAAUCUCCUAUAUUUAACACAUUUUAUUCACCUCAAAACAGCCAACAGUUUGCGCAGCAAACAAGACUUUCAGGUUUAAAUAACGCAGCUUAUACUGUUAAUCAACCAUAUAUUACUACAGAUCAUAAUAUGGUUGCAGCAAAUUUUGUAAAUAAUAAAGUAACUGAUCUUCAAAGUACUUUAUUCCCUGAAAGAUUACAUGGAGAAUCACGACCUGGCUCUGCCAUUGUUAAUAGCUACGCACAACAACAACCACGAAUUUCCGUCGGCGAAGUUUUGAAUCUCUCACCACCUGAUGAAACUAUUAUUUCAACUACUCCUGCUCCGUCUUUACCUCCGCCUCCUCCACCUCCACCGCCACCACCUCCGCCACCAAUUUUCGGCAACGUACCACCUCAAUGGGGAGCAGUUAAUAUGGCAAGAUAUGCGGGUGAUGGUCUCGAUAGAAUGAGAGAUCAUCCAACUACAAAUGGUUCUGGAAACAAUGUUGCUACAAAAGGUUCAGAACAAAGUAGUCAACUGCUUAAACGUGAAUACCAAAAACUAGCUAAAGCAAAUCAAAAGUUACAAGACACUAUAAAGGCAAGUGAAGCCUUAACGCAUAUAGAAUCUGCUAUAGGUUUCGAUCCCGGUUCAAUAGCAAAAAUGGUAGAUUUUGUAAAAACUGCGGCAAUAAAAGAUGUUGAACUAUCAAAAGACACUAUAGAAAAGGACAACGAAAUAUUAAAAAAGAUACAACGUGAAACUAAGAAAUCGGUAAUAGCUAAAAAGUCUGAUAUUGAAGAUGACACUGCUUUAAGUCAUGCUCAAACAAAGCUAAAAACGGAUGAGGCUGUCCUUUUGGAUGCCGAAGAUCGUCUUGAAAAAAUUAAACGAAUGGAAAUGAUUGUUACAGAAGUUGAGGUUGCAAAAUUUAUUGCAUUGCAAAAUGCACGUAAUGAUGUUACCGGAGAGAAUGAGCGCAUUGAUUCAAUUAAAAGGGAACUUAUUUCAAAACCAGUUCAAAGAAGAAGCUUAAUAAAACAAAAAAAAUAAAUAAUCUUUAAUAUUGUUUUGUCACUCAAAUAGACAAAGAAAAAAAUAGUUGCUAACAGAUGUUGGGAAAACAUUAAAAUAAAUUAACGGCUUUAAAUUAACAAUUUAAACUCUAAUUGUGAAAAUGGAUCUUUUAAGUAUGAAGAAAACCUGACAAAGUUUUCACUUUUUCAAACUAAGACAAAAUAAAAAAAAGAAAAUUAUUCUACCGAUGUCGUUUUUAUAAUAAUUAAAUAAAAUAAUAUAAAAUAUUCUUAAAUAAAUCAAAAUGUUAAACAAUUUUACAUUUUUGGUGGUGUAUUACGAUUGUGUUUAAUUGCGUUUUUUAAAAACACAAGUAUUUGUUAAUUGUAAUUUAGUCGUACAAAUUGCAUGAUGUAAAUUUGUAGAUAUUUAUGUAUAUAUGCUAUUUAUACGUAACUUUACUGCAGUAAAAUUUAAUUGUAUGAAUUAAAAAAUAACUUAAUAAUAUUAAUUUUAAUAACAUUAUAUAAAUGAAUUUGAUGUUAAUUACAAUAAGUAGAUGAUACUUAAAACAAAUAUUAGUUAUCUUAACAUAAUUUCAAUUUUGAUUGUUUGUUUGUUCAUCGAGUAAAACUUAUUUGCUCCAUUACCAAUUGCUUACGUAGCAAAAACGUUUUCCUAUUCAAAGCAGUAUUUUUUUAUUAAUUAUUAGAAAUAAAUAUUCUCUUGUGUUUUUUACUUUUAUUGCUGUAUAUUUUUUAUUUAGUUUUUUAUAUUCAUAAUGGAAUGUGUCUUUUUUUAAAUAUCAUAGAAUAUAGAAGGUUGUAUUAAAACAGAAAUUAAUUUAUAUUUCGUUGUGAAAAGUUAAUAAAAAUUGUAACUUGAAUUUUGUGUAAAGUUUUGUUAUGUAAACAUGACAAGUACUUUGCUGUAGAUAAUGAGUGUAAUGGGUGUUAAACAAUAAGUGUACUGAAUUGCGAUAAAUGUGAUAA